CGCUAAGCAAGUCCCGGCGUAGCGCGCGCACACGAUGACGGCAUGUGUCCCGAGGAAGGCAAGAGUUGCUUGUUGCACGUCCCCGUUUCCGAAACCAACCGCCAACCGCAACUGCGACCUGCCUGCUCCUGCGUCUUGCUCCGCCUUGUUUUGUUGGGUUGCUCGCUGUACCUAGUCUCGCGAAUCCGUCGCGCAUUUCCCUUCUGCACAAGAUCUUCUCCAUCCCCCUCCCUUGCUGACGGCCACGACAUCGCUGCAUCCUCGAAAGAGUUCGCCUUGGCACCGACCACCGACAGUCCGAGCCGGACGUCAUCUCCCGCUACCGAAAGUGUUGAGCUCCUCGCCGCCCCAUCUGUGACCUCCCUCUCUUCCUUCCCUUUCACUCCUGCACAUCUUCGCGCGCGCCUGGCCAAGCUAUGUCGAGACGAAGCAGCACUAUGGGUUCCAACGGAAACCUGCCCAAGGACUUCUCGUCCUCCAACCCUGCCAUUGACAAGCAGAAGACUCUGCUGUCGUCAGAUGUUGGCCACUUCUCCCUCAUCCGGGCGUUGCACCUCGCAGACUCCAUCACCCUAAUGAACGGCUUUUGCGGUGUCAUGUCUAUCUUCACGUCCCUGCGAUACUGUCUUGGCGACCCCAGCUCGUUGGACAAGGUGUACCUCGCCCUGGCCUUCCUGCCCUUUGGACUAUUCUUUGACUUUCUCGAUGGAAAGGUAGCGCGAUGGAGGAAGAAGAGCAGCCUCAUGGGCCAGGAAUUGGAUUCCCUCGCAGACUUGAUAUCCUUCGGUGUCGCCCCCGCCAUGGUUGCCUUCACCAUUGGAUUUCGCUCCACCGCCGAUACUGUCGCCCUCACCUUCUUCGUUCUCUGCGGUCUCACCCGUCUCGCUCGCUUCAACGUCACCGUCGCCGCUUUGCCCAAGGAUGCCUCGGGCAAGAGCCAAUACUUUGAGGGCACGCCCAUCCCAACCUCGCUGGGCAUGGACGCCAUCAUGGCCUACUGGGUCUCCCAGCGCUGGAUCCUCGAAGACUUGCCCCUGGGUGUUUGGCUCCAGGGCACUGCCCUCGAGUUCCACCCUGUGGUCGUCCUGUUCGUCAUCCACGGCUGCCUCAUGACCAGCAAGACCAUCCACAUACCGAAGCCUUGAGAAUCAAGGGUCCAAAGCGACCGUUCAACACGGGAGAGAAUGAGACACGAGGAUGAGAAUUUGAAUAUUUCUACUGAGAGGGAAAUGAAUACCGAGACCUACGUGCUUCCGGCUCUGUGGCAGGACUGGUAACUAAGGAGAUGGGAAAUGAGGCGGUAGGGCGAAUGGUGGGACAAAAACAAACGAGAAUAGUAGCACACGGGGCGGAGACUUCAUUCCUCACGGGAUUGGGCGAUAUACUGGGACAGGACAUGAUUCACGCAGCUCAUCUUAAAAUAAGGUAGUUCAUGAUACCCCAUUCAUUCACCAAACAAUCUAUUGUCUUUGUGACAGACUGUGACCAUUAAUCAGAAUUUUAU
Molecule: messenger RNA, 1504 nt
Organism: Ilyonectria robusta
Lineage: Eukaryota; Fungi; Ascomycota; Sordariomycetes; Hypocreales; Nectriaceae
Product: phosphatidylserine synthase
Exons: 4
Coding region: 417-1145 (242 amino acids)
Biological process (GO): phospholipid biosynthetic process
Cellular component (GO): membrane
Molecular function (GO): phosphotransferase activity, for other substituted phosphate groups
Source: RefSeq, a predicted model, not a curated record